UUUAUCUUCCCAUUUAUUUUGACAUAUAUGACUGGAUCCAAACAGAAACAUUACAGAAAUAACUAUAAAGUAAAGUCACAUAGAGGUGGUAAAGGCAAGCAUGGAUAUAAGGCACAACAUUUACAGCACUUCAACGGCAUCUCCACUGAAACUGUUACAGAAGCUGAUAUUGAUCGACAACUAUUACAAACACCUUCCUUUGCUCAUUUGGAUAUUGGUAGCGACUGUGAACAAGAUCCUGAUGAUGAUAGACCAAGUUUUCAUUCAUGGCACUCUAAUCGACCUACUUUCGGUUUAGGCUACCGCUCUUCUGUUGGGAAUAACGUACAACAACCAUUAGAACCUGACGAUAACACUGGAUUUUUUUAUGAUGAUACACCGUCCACUAUUCAAUUCACUAGAGCAACCAUGGUUGUCAAUGAUCAACAAGAAGAAACACAAAUAGUAGAAGAGAGUGAAACUUGGAAUACUAAUCAACCCUCUCAAGCACCAGAUAAUAUACUCCUCGAUACCAAGAGAAAUCGAAAACACAAGAAAAAAGUAAAGCAAGCCAACAAGAUUAUUCCUGGUGACGAUAUACAUAUCUCCUGUAGUGAUGACGAUGAAUUAAGUCAUAGUAGCAAAUGGGAUAAGGAUAAUCAAGCUGCUAUUGAUCAAGAUUUUAUGGAAAAUACGGAUUCUGAUACCUGGCAAGCAUUACAACAAUGGGCAAUAUCACGACCUGUGGACGAUCAACAAGCAGGAAGAUUAGAUGAUCAUCUUUCAACUGACGAAGAAGAUAAUGAUCAUCAACGGAAAACUAUAUUAUCUCAAGUGGAUGAUGACGAGGACUUAUGUGACUUUGGACUAGAAGACUCGGAUGAUGAUGAAUACCUUAAGCGAUAUGCGGCAGAACAAGAGUAUCAACAACAUAUGGCUCAACAAAUGCAUUAUACAAUUCAAAAUACAAUGGCAGCAAUACCUCCUAGUUUACAUGCAGGCAUGCAGGGAUAUCUCCAUUACAAUCAACAGUAUACGCAUCCUCAUCGACAGCAGACUUAUCCCAAUUUACGAUGGACAAACAGUAUGGAUAAAAAUUCAAUAUCAGGACAAUUAAGAAGGGUUGAUACUCGUAUACAGCUCUUUUUGUCUGAUCAAUCAAGAACGACAUACCAAUUACCUGGGAUGUCUACCUAUUGUCGACGAUUGGUGCAAGGAUUGGCAACUCAAUAUGGACUUAAGCUUUCACAUGAACCUGUUGGAGACAAGAUUGGACCAUUACUUCGAAAAGGACCAAAAUCACAUUUACCUUAUGAUCGGCGAACAAUAGAAAAACACAUCAAUAAAAAACGAACACCAGCUAAAGCCAAGAAACAAAUGGAACGUAAACCUGAUCUACCGGCAACAGAAAAACGUACCAGAAUACGCAAAGGAAAACAUGGUACGGUGGUUGGAUCGGACGCAGCUCCUCUGGCUUCAAACAAUAUUGGACACAAGAUGCUAGCAGCCAUGGGAUGGAAAGAAGGAGACGCUCUUGGUGCCAACAAGGAUGGUAUAGCGGAUCCUAUUCAAGCAGUGAUUCGGGAUAAGCGUCGUGGUUUAGGUGCUUAGUAUCAUAAUAGUUAGUUUGUUUUUUUUUUUUAAAUUAGAAAUUCAAUCCUUUAUCUCAUUUUAUUUGAAUAAAUCCUAUAUUACAUUU
Messenger RNA from Halteromyces radiatus, 1678 nucleotides. RefSeq lists its product as uncharacterized. NCBI's taxonomy places the organism in Eukaryota, Fungi, Mucoromycota, Mucoromycetes, Mucorales, Cunninghamellaceae. The coding region runs from base 28 to 1590 and encodes 520 amino acids. The record is from RefSeq and is a predicted model, not a curated record. The transcript has 4 exons. Gene Ontology annotation, molecular function: nucleic acid binding.